AUGGGGAGAAAACCCAGGGGAUGGGAGGAGGAUGGACGAGUGGAGGAAAUUGAGCGUGACGAAGAUGCCUACGGACGGGAGAUUAUGCGGAAUGGUCGCGCUGCCUACAUGAGACAGUUGGAAUACGAAGGGCGGGCGCCACGCCGGCGAAACUACGACGAAGAAGACGAAGACGACGAGGAAUCAGUAGGUGGAGGUGAAUUUGAUCUUUACAAUCAUCAGGACAGUGUUGUGGCAUAUGCGGUUCAGCUGGCCAUGCAAGAUAAAGAGGAUCAAUUGGUGGAUGAUGCAUUGGCGCGCAUUCGUCGCGCGCAGAUGAUGGGCAAGAACAACGUGCGGCUAUCGCAGCGCGAGCUGGCUGCUUUGGAGAGGAAGCGCCAGCAGACGGACGACCAGGAGAUGACUCAGGGGACUACCCGGCGCAACAAGCAGAAAAGCGCACGACCAGCAUCAUUUCGGCGAGUCGCACCUGUGCCUAUGCCUGUGCCCGAACAAAUGUUUGGGCCCUAUCCACAUUUUGCACCCGACACAAGUUGGAACCAGGGUAUUGCUGCCAGUCAUCCCUCCAGCUCUUCAUCCUCAAAUCGAACACGCACUCCUACUAUGCAGUCGCUACGUUCACACUCGAAUUCCAACACCAAUUCUAAUUCACCACACCGGGCCUCUUACCAAGCCUUUUCUGAGCGUAUGACUCCCAAUAGUCGCCCACAGUCGAUGCCUCAGCCCUCUCCUAUCUACGGGCAUCAACCUCCGACUUACGUACGGCCCUUACCGGAUGAUCCGACUUGGGUUUCACCGUAUACCUCGAUGCACAUUCCAAAAACCCUAAUGCCAGAACCACUUCCAUACCAGCCACAGCUGCCCACAGAUCUUCGCGUGGGGCCCCAGAACCGGGGCAACUACCCCACGGCUGUCACCUCACCGCAGCUAUCUAUAGACAGGCGUCGUUCCGUGCCAACGCGCGGUGUCAAUGCCAUAUCGAAGUUUGAAACAGAUGUGUCUAGUGAGGAGAGUGAAGGCAGUGAGGAAGAUGAAGAUGAGGAUGAAGACGACAUAGAGGGAGAUGACGAGGACUAUGAAGAUGAUAACGAGGAUGACGAAGAUGAAGACGAGGUUCAAGUGGUGAAUGUGGCUCAGCGCGCCAACCCUGGUCUUCACAGACGCAAGGCCGGCACUCGCAGUGGCAAGUAA
Messenger RNA from Penicillium taxi, 1191 nucleotides. RefSeq lists its product as uncharacterized. The transcript has a single exon. Lineage: Eukaryota; Fungi; Ascomycota; Eurotiomycetes; Eurotiales; Aspergillaceae. Bases 1 to 1191 code for a protein of 396 amino acids. The record is from RefSeq and is a predicted model, not a curated record.